Syzygium oleosum is the source of this 1790-nucleotide messenger RNA. RefSeq lists its product as uncharacterized. Bases 449 to 1627 code for a protein of 392 amino acids. The record is from RefSeq and is a predicted model, not a curated record. NCBI's taxonomy places the organism in Eukaryota, Viridiplantae, Streptophyta, Magnoliopsida, Myrtales, Myrtaceae. Gene Ontology annotation, biological process: base-excision repair. Gene Ontology annotation, molecular function: DNA-3-methyladenine glycosylase activity. The transcript is spliced from 5 exons.
CGCACUUUCCCGCACUUUCCCUCUUCACCCACCGGGAAAGAGAAAGAGCGAAGCGGCGCGACUUUCUCUCCACCGUACCGGAGCUUUUCUCCGGCGAGGCCUCCGGCGCCGUUCGCCACCUUCCUCCGAGCGCAGCUCGAUUCCUUUGCCCGCUCUCGCGCCUUGAACGCCGGGUCCUGAGAGCUCUUCCUCUCGGCUCUCGGCGACGAGCUCCGAGCGUCUCUCCUUCGUCGACAUUCGCCUGCCCUAAGGUCGCUGCUUCGCUGUCCGUACAGGCGGUGAUCGGGAGAGGGGGAGAUUUGGGGGAUAAGCCAUUGUCGGUAAGUGCUCAAUUGAGGAGUGAUUCGAGUUUUUGAGCAUCGACCUGGUAAAAUGUGCUUGGAAUUGGAUUGAAUAUCUUCUGGAAAGUUACUGUGGACAGAGAGAGAGAGAGAGAGAGAGUUUUGCAAUGUCGGGCCCUCCACGAGUGCGUUCGACGAAUGUCGUAGAGCCAGAGAUUCGACCGGUGCUGAGACCAGCUGCAAACAAUGCUCCAAUGGCCAACGCCAACGCCAACGCUUUGAAACCUGCCUCGAAGCCCAGCAAGAAACCUGAUAAGCCGCCGCAGAAAUUGGAGCCUAAGGACAAGAAGGCGCUUUCCACACCGCCGGUCUCGCAGAAGUCGGGCGCUGCUAAAGCACUUCUGCAGCACCAAGAGAUGGCGAUUGGGCCAAAAUUGGCAAGGAGCGCUUCGUGUUCAUCUGAUGCUUCAUCGUCUGAUUCGUCACAGAGUCGGAUGUCGAGCGGGAGGAUGGUCACGGGGAGGAGAACGAGUGCCGUUGUGAGGAAGAAGAAAUGUAGCUUGAAGGCAGACCAGACUGAUGGUAGAGAGGUAGACACGGUUGAAAAGGUUGGUGAUGAUGGUGGGUUAAUCGAAUCCCUGGAUGGUCUAGAGGUCAAGAAAAGAUGCAGUUGGGUCACGCCAAAUACAGAUCCUAAUUAUGCUACUUUUCAUGAUGAGGAAUGGGGGUUCCCAAUUCAUGACGACAGGAGAUUAUUUGAAUUGCUCUGCUUAUCAGGUGCUUUAGCUGAACUUUCAUGGCCAGCCAUUCUUACCAAAAGGCAUUUUUUUAGGGAAGUCUUCUUGAAUUUUGAUCCAGUCUCUGUAUCGAAACUAAAUGAGAAAAAGGUAACUGCACCAGGGAGUCCUGCCAUUUCAUUAUUAUCGGAAUCAAAGCUGCGAGCUAUCUUGGAAAAUGCACGUCAGAUGUGCAAGGUAAUCGAAGAGUUCGGAUCCUUUGACAAGUAUAUAUGGAACUUUGUAAACCACAACCCACUUGUCAGCCAGUUCAAGUAUUCCCGUCAGGUGCCUGCGAAAACUUCAAAGGCGGAGUUCAUAAGCAAAGAAUUGAUCAAGAGAGGGUUCCGGAGCGUCAGCCCCACGGUCGUCUAUUCAUUCAUGCAGGUUGCUGGAUUAACUAACGAUCAUCUCGUUAGUUGCUUCAGAUUUCAUGAGUGCAUUGCCUCAGCAGAAGCUCGGGAAAAAGACGGCAGAAAUGCUAAGGACGAAAGAAAACCCAGUGAGACAAGUGGUCUGAUACUAGAAAGAGCGAAGGACGAAUCAUCUUCCCCUCUCUCAAGUUAUUAAGAUGGAUUUCCAGCCAUUGUAAUUUUGUUUGAUGACCAGGCAGGUCGAUUGCGUAAAAUCAGUCACUAGGGACCACUAGCUGUUGUAAUCACUCUCUUGUGCUCUCAUUUGGUACGACUUAUUACCGCAUUAUUUAAUUGAGAUGACUCAUAUCUGGCAACUA